Acromyrmex echinatior (Panamanian leafcutter ant) is the source of this 878-nucleotide messenger RNA. Its product is annotated as 18S rRNA aminocarboxypropyltransferase. The record is from RefSeq and is a predicted model, not a curated record. NCBI's taxonomy places the organism in Eukaryota, Metazoa, Arthropoda, Insecta, Hymenoptera, Formicidae. Gene Ontology annotation, biological process: maturation of SSU-rRNA. Gene Ontology annotation, molecular function: rRNA small subunit aminocarboxypropyltransferase activity.
AUGUCCUCAGCAAGGAGCAGAAAAUCCGACAAAGAUAAUAAGGCAGAAGUCAAUGAACAAUCGAUUAACUUUCCGGUAGCUAUGUGGGACAUGGAGCAUUGCGAUCCCAAGAAAUGCUCUGGAAGAAAACUUGCAAGACACGGUUUGAUAAGGAUCCUACGACUGGGUGCACGAUUCCCAGGCUUGUGUCUUACUCCAAUGGGUGAUAAGUGCGUGAGUCCGACGGAUUGUGAUAUUGUACAGGAGUAUGGCUGCGCAGUCGUGGAUUGUAGUUGGGCGCGGUUGGACGACACUCCCUUCAACAGAAUGAAGACGUCUCAUCCUCGCAUAUUGCCAUUCUUAGUCGCUGCAAAUCCAAUAAAUUAUGGAAAGCCUUAUCAGCUGAGUUGUGUAGAAGCUAUAGCAGCUACUCUAAUUAUAACAGGAUUUCCGAACGAGGCCGAGCUUUAUCUCGGAAAAUUCUCAUGGGGACAUUCGUUCUUGGAGCUGAACAGCGAAUUAUUGGAAAAGUACGCUCUUUGCACAACCAGCGAAGAAAUAAUUACGGCACAAGAAACGUACCUAAAGAAAGCCUGGCAGGAGAAAUUAGAUAGGCUUACGCUUCCUGAUUUUCCGGAAAACAAUACAGAGUCUGAAGAAGAGGAAGAAGAGAAAGACACAGAUACGGUCUUAAAAGUAACUGAGGACCUAGGCGAUAUAAAAGUAUAAAGUAUAGUCAUUAAAGGCAAGUAUACAUUGAAGAAACCAGGAGAAUGGUCAACCUACAGAUAAAAGAACACCAACGUGAUGUUAGACUAAAAUACGUCACGCAAUCAGCAUUAUUAGGAUGUAACAUCGAAACAGGACAUCAAAUACUGUUUGACAAAACGACCACAAUA